Messenger RNA from Pyricularia pennisetigena, 1950 nucleotides. RefSeq lists its product as uncharacterized. Bases 1 to 1950 code for a protein of 649 amino acids. Gene Ontology annotation, biological process: polysaccharide catabolic process. Lineage: Eukaryota; Fungi; Ascomycota; Sordariomycetes; Magnaporthales; Pyriculariaceae. The transcript has 3 exons. Gene Ontology annotation, cellular component: fungal-type vacuole. Gene Ontology annotation, molecular function: glucan 1,4-alpha-glucosidase activity; starch binding. The record is from RefSeq and is a predicted model, not a curated record.
AUGGACAUUUCACGAGUCGACCAAGGGACCUCCACCCCCAACAUCACCACCUCUGUCAAUCCCGUCAUGCACGCCAUCUCAUCCUUCGUGCUCCUGGGCACAUAUGCUGUCCAGGUAGUGCUUGGUCGUCCCAAUUCCCUCGCAAGACGUGCCAAUGUCGACUCCUUCAUUGAGGCCGAACGCCCAAUCGCCCUUCGGGGAGUCCUCCGCAACAUAGGCCCGGAUGGUGAGUUUGUCCGUGGUGUCGGCCCAGGUGUUGUCAUCGCGUCUCCGUCCACCGUGGACCCGGACUACUUUUACACCUGGACCCGAGACAGCGCCCUCGUGCUCAAGUGCUUGACGGAUAUUUUUGCCAACAAGUACGACGCCGGGCUCCAGUCGACCAUCACUCAGUUCAUCACCAGCACGGCCCAGGUGCAACGCAUCGACAACCCUUCCGGACCCUUGAGUGACGGCUCUGGUCUGGGCGAGCCCAAGUACAACGCCAAUCUCUCUCCGUACCUCGGCUCUUGGGGAAGACCGCAGAGGGACGGGCCUGCGUUGAGGGCCACUGCCUUGGUUGCCUAUGCAAACUGGCUCAUCGGGAACAACUACACGAGCACUGCCCGUGACAUUGUGUGGCCUAUCCUGAGGAAUGACUUGAACUAUGUGGCCCAGUACUGGAACAGAACUGGGUUUGAUCUUUGGGAGGAAGUUCAAGGCAGCUCAUUCUUCACGACUGCCGCUCAGUACAAAUCUCUGAUCGAGGGAGAUGCUUUGGCCAAAAAGCUUGGAACGACAUGCUCUUUCUGUGGGAAUAUCGCCCCUAAUAUCCUCUGCUUCCUGCAGAGCUUCUGGACUCCAGCCGGCAACUACAUCGUCUCAAACACCAACACGGGCACCAAUCGCUCCGGUAAAGACGCCAACAGCAUUCUGACAUCGAUUCACUCGUUCGAUCCCUCGGCUGGCUGCGACGAGCUUACAUUUCAGCCUUGCAGUGCAAAGGCCCUUGCAAAUCACAAGGCCGUUGUUGACUCGUUCAGAUUCUACCCCAUCAACUCUGGGAUCCCAGCCGGCCGAGGAUUGGCUGUUGGUCGUUACUCGGAAGACGUCUACUACGGUGGCAACCCAUGGCACCUGACCACGCUUGCGGCCGCAGAACAGCUCUACGAUGCCGUAUACGUAUGGAAACAGAAAGACCGGCUUGAGGUUACUAGCAUAUCCCUCCCGUUUUUCCGUGAUCUUUCGUCGUCCAUUGCCGUCGGAAGCUACGCAUCCGAUUCAGCAACCUUUACCCAGAUCGUCAAUGCAGCGCUAGCCUACGCAGAUGGCUUCAUCGAGGUCGUGCAACGCUAUGCCGGCGCCAACGGGUCUCUGGACGAGCAAAUCGACAAAAACAACGGUAGCCAGCGCUCGGCACGCGACCUGACUUGGUCGUAUGCAGCGUUCCUGACCGCCGCGGACCGCCGUGCCGGAGUUGUUCCGCCCUCGUGGUUCGUGCCGGCCAGCCUUCCCGGUUCGUGCUCUACGGGCUCACAGCAGGGAGUCUACUCGGCCGUGACGCCCGCCCCGUUCCCGGCAUCUCAGACGCCCAUCACCGGCGCGCCACCUGUCACCCCUACCACAACGGCGCCUCCAGGCGGUUGCACGACGGCGCCCGUAGUGGCGGUGACGUUCAGCGUGCUGGUGACGACGACGCCAGGUGAGACGAUCAAGAUCGUAGGUGACAUUGAAGACCUGGGCAAGUGGAACCCACAGAACGGCAUCGCCCUUGACGCGAGCGACUACACUGCCAAUAGGCCACUGUGGAAGAAGCCUAUCACUCUCAAGGCGGGCCAGGUUGUGCAGUACAAGUUUGUCAACGUGGCGAGCGGUGGGGCGGUCAGGUGGGAGGCUGAUCCGAACCGGGUGUACACGGUACCCAGUUCGUGUGCCACUGCUGUUGCCGUGGAGGGGCGGUGGCAGGUAUAG